Loa loa (African eye worm) is the source of this 1145-nucleotide messenger RNA. RefSeq names its product Prp18 domain-containing protein. The record is from RefSeq and is a predicted model, not a curated record. The coding region runs from base 17 to 1087 and encodes 356 amino acids. The transcript has 8 exons. Gene Ontology annotation, biological process: generation of catalytic spliceosome for second transesterification step; RNA splicing. Gene Ontology annotation, cellular component: U2-type post-spliceosomal complex; U4/U6 x U5 tri-snRNP complex; U5 snRNP. NCBI's taxonomy places the organism in Eukaryota, Metazoa, Nematoda, Chromadorea, Rhabditida, Onchocercidae.
UUUCAGUAAUAAACAGAUGGAUGUUUUAAAGGCUGAAAUUGAGCGUAAACGAAAGCAAUUUGAGGGAAUUAAGGCUCCAGAUAAGAAGUAUUUGAAACGCAGCGAAUUGCUCCAGAAGGAGGAAGAGAAGAGUCGGGAGAGUUACCAAGCAAAACAGCAAACAGUAGCAUUGGUUGCUGCAACUGUUGCGAAAAAUGGAGGUUCGAUACGGACCGAAAAUCAACCGAAGGAAUUGCGCACUGAACCGGAGUUGAACUGUGAUGAUUUGCCACGAACAGAUGUCAUUAAAAGACUAAGGAGUCGGAGUCAACCGAUUACGUUGUUUGGUGAAACAGAACAAGAGUCUCGAGCUCGGCUUCGUAAACUUGAAAUCGAGCAACCCGAUAUGAAAGAAGGAUGGAAAAAUGAUUUCCAGUCGGCAAUGAAAGAGGUUGACCAUGAACUGAUAGAAGAAGUUAUCAAAGGAGAGCAGUAUAACGCUGGUAAACACGAUGUUGCUAUGCCAAACUCCACAGGCGAUACUAAUUGGGAAAGGAUAGAAGCUAAUGCUCAAUUACUAGGUGAAGGCGAUAAUCCGAAUAGAGACUGUGAUGUUAUUCGAGAAUUCUUCUCUUACAUAUUAACUCGGUGGGGUAAAGCAUUGAAUGCUCGCGAUGAAGUUGAAAAAAGAUCAGCAGAAGGUAAAUUGGCGGCAACGAUGCAUAAGCAAACAAUGGAACAUCUUCGUCCGUUGAUGAAAAAUCUGGAGAAACACAAUGUAAAUGCUGAUAUUCGACAACAUUUGAUCAAAAUUUGUCGUCUCAUCAUAAUUGAUCGCGAUUAUAUCCGAGCAAAUAAUGCAUACAUGGAAAUGGCAAUAGGUAAUGCUCCAUGGCCUGUGGGUGUGACAAGGUCUGGUUUGCAUCAGCGGCCUGGCUCGGCAAAAGCUUAUGUUUCAAAUAUAGCCCAUGUACUUAAUGAUGAGACACAACGGAAAUACAUACAGGCUUUUAAAAGAAUAAUGACUCGAUGUCAAAAAUAUUUCCCAACAGACCCUAGCAAAUGCGUGGAAUAUGUUCGAGGAACAGAAACAGCAGCAGCAAACUGAUCUCACCUGUUAUGCCUAUUUCAUAUAGCUGUCUAGUGUAAAUAAAAAUUAUUUACAA